Lytechinus pictus (painted urchin) is the source of this 3761-nucleotide messenger RNA. Its product is annotated as translation elongation factor 2-like. Bases 1538 to 2308 code for a protein of 256 amino acids. The transcript has 5 exons. NCBI's taxonomy places the organism in Eukaryota, Metazoa, Echinodermata, Echinoidea, Temnopleuroida, Toxopneustidae. Gene Ontology annotation, biological process: translational elongation. Gene Ontology annotation, molecular function: GTPase activity; translation elongation factor activity; ribosome binding. The record is from RefSeq and is a predicted model, not a curated record. Gene Ontology annotation, cellular component: cytosol; ribonucleoprotein complex.
AUGUCGCCCCCGAAAGCAUGAUUUUGGGUGAUUUCGAGGGCGAGCACACCUUAAAAUCGAGUCCCUGGAAUAUGAAAAAAGUCUUAUCCCUCCCUGAACAUGUGUAAUCAUUACUUUAACAUUUUGUGAUUCAAACAAGAGGGUUCUUAUUGUCAAAUCUGUAAAUAUAUUGUACAAUGCAAACAAUGAGAAAAAAAAGAUAUUGGGGGAGGGACAUCAACCAAAAAAAAAGAAAAAAUGGGAAAAAGAAAGAAAAGGAAAAUUAAAUAGGAAAAUAAGAUUAUUUUAUGUCUACUCUAAAGCUAUCAUAUGCCGGGAGAAAAGGUCGAAAUUUUUCUUUUUAUAAAUUUUGAUCCUCCUUUGAUAUGGUGUUGACCAUCCUGGAAGAAAAAAUAGGUUUUGCACGAUCAGAGUAGGAUUUUCAAUUUCUUAUUGUUGGCAGGUAUGGCACAUGAGAAAAUGUGGCAUAAGUUGGUAACUUAUAUGGUCUUAACCUUAAUUAGACGGGGGGGGGGGGGGGGGGGGAGGGGAUGAUUCAGCCCUCUUUCGACAUUUUCCCCAAUAAAUCUGCCGUGCAAUUUUUUUUUUGACGCAUCGCUCCCUGACUUUUUACUUUCAAGUCUCGCGCAACUUUUUGAGACCGAAAUUGUGACCCCCGGUUACACAGUUCCGAAAUUAUGCAACAUUCUGUAGGUGCAUGCAGACCAGAAAUUGCUCAAAAAAAGUUUUCGGCAGCUUCUUUUUGCCAUCAAUUUGUGUACAAAUCCAAUUCAAAUGGUGUUUUUAGCCAAAAUUAAUAAAUGUGUCAUUUGUUUUCCUUCUACAGUUUAAAAUAAAUAAUUUCACAUUGUUUAUGGUCAAAAUAAAAUCCCUGACAAUUUCCAUUGAAAAAAACUAUCAAAAACAAAGAAAUACAUAAGAAAUUUACAAAACAAUAAGAAUACAUAAGAAAAUAAAUGUGAAUUUGAAUUUUUUAAAAAGUUCAUUUGAUCAGAUUCCUAUAAAGAUUCUGUGAACCAAAAAUAGCAUUUAAGGGGCAUUAUUUAGUUAAUCAGAGCAAACUUGAUCUUAUGCAUGAAUUAGCAUAAUUGAUUAGCAAUGAGAUUUUUCGCAGACUUUGAUCUUAUAAUUUUGUAGAUUAUGCCAUGGGUAACGGGCGUACUGAUUUUAACCAAAUUGAAGGAAAAAAACGCCAAAAACUGCAGCGGGAUCUUUUUGCAUUACAGAUUUCUCUUGAUGAAUGUUAUGUGGGGGCAAAAGGAGAUGUAAAUUCUACAUGAAAUCACAGAUUUAGUGUCAUAUACAAGUAAAUCAGGUUACAUAGUUUUCUAAAUUGCAUGCUCUUAGUCAAUUUGAUAUUGAUUCAUAAUGACAAUGUGGAAGUAAAGUAAUCAUUUAAUGCCUUCUUAAUUGGUAAUCAACAUCUUAUUUUUCUUGACAGAAAUCUGACCCUGUAGUGUCUUAUCGUGAGACUGUUAGUGAAGAAUCAAGUGUGACUUGUCUGGCUAAGUCACCCAACAAGCACAAUCGUCUCUUCAUGAGAGCUGCACCUUUGCCAGAUGGCCUUCCUGAAAGCAUUGAUGAGGGUAAGGAUAUCACAAGCAGGCAGGACGCCAAACUUCGAGGUCGCUAUUUGGUUGAUACUUUCGGCUUUGAGGUAAAUGAAGCACGUAAGAUCUGGUGCUUUGGUCCAGACGGAACCGGUCCCAACCUCUUGAUCGACUGUGCCAAGGGAGUGCAGUACCUGAACGAGAUCAAGGACAGUGUAGUUGCUGGAUUCCAGUGGUACACAAAGGAGGGUGUCCUUGCUGAAGAAAAUGUACGUGGUACAAGGUUCAACAUACACGACGUGACCCUUCAUACAGAUGCUAUACACCGUGGUGGUGGUCAGAUCAUUCCAACUACACGUCGUUGUCUAAUGGCCUGCCAACUUACUGCAGGUCCCAGGCUUCUAGAACCCGUCUAUCUGGUUGAGAUCCAGUGUCCUGAGGCUGCUGUUGGCGGAAUCUAUGGGGUUUUGAAUAGACGUCGUGGACACGUGUUUGAGGAGUCUGCUGUAGUAGGUACCCCAAUGUUCGCUGUCAAGGCAUACCUGCCCGUCAAUGAGUCUUUUGGAUUCACCGCCGAUCUUCGUUCCAACACUGGUGGCCAAGCUUUCCCACAGUGUGUGUUCGACCAUUGGGAAAAGAUGAAUGAUGACCCCUUGGACCCUACUACCAAGUCUGGCGCAAUUGUUACUGGUAUCAGAAAACGCAAGGGUUCCCAAGAAAAUGUACCAUCUCUUGAUAAGUACCUCGACAAGAUGUAAAGAAAACAACAUCGCGGCAAAUUUCAUGGCAUUUUGAGGAUUAACUUCCUCAUUUCAGAUCCAUACAUCUUACAUGACAAUUCCUUCCCCCUUGGCACCAUAUCGUCCCUGUCAAGCAGAAUAUUUGAUUAAUAAUGAAUCUGCUAACAAGCAUCGGGCAACAAACUCUUUGGGAUGUUUAAUUUGAAAUGUAUCAAUAGGAAACUUUCUGUACCAAGACACCGGUCAUAUUGUAGCUCUUCAAAAUUUUACGUCACUUUUUUUUCUUGGAAAAAUCUUGAGUGAUUUGUUUAUUCCCCUUAUUUGUGAAGCCCUAUCUCUUAUGUUUUAGGAAGGGCAGUGGGCAAUUUGAUAGAUAUAUUCAUGUAAAAUAAUGAAAAAUCAUAUGUGAUGCAAUAUUUUCCAUCAUGAAAAUUAAGGUACAAGAUUGAUGAAAGUAGGGUUGAAAUGUAAUUAAUAAUUUAUUUCCUUACUGCAGUAUUUUCUAUUGGAAAACAACACAGAAAGACAAUAUAUGCAUAUGAAUUCUUGCUCUCACCAAUUGAUGUUAAAUGCUGGAUGAUUUAGACUUCUAAUACCAUAAAAAGUUGUGUGAAAGAAGACACUUCUAUAAUUUGCAAAUUGAUUUGUUAUAUGUGGGUGUCCAAAAAUUCAUGCAAAUAUUAUGAAUGAAGAAAUAAUUGGGCAUCUCUCAUUUUAUUAAUUGGUAUUUUGAAAUUAAGCAUCUGAUUUCAUUCAAAUGUUCAAGAUGUUUUUCCAUCUUCUACUUCUAGUGCAGUUCUCAUUAAAAUCUGAUCAGUAAUUAAUCUUCUUUUUUAAUAAUUGAAUAUUUCUUAUAUGAUAUUCAUUUCAGCUUUGACAAGGUUAAAAGGAACUUGGAAAUAACCAACCAUGUAUCUAAUUCAUGCAUGUGUAUAUCCGAGGUACUCGCUUUAUUCGGCUUUUCAUGUAAAUUGUGUAAGGCUAAUGAUUCACCAAAAUGUUUCUACAUUCAGACUUGUCCAGCAUUGUGGAUGUAUUUGUUGGUGAUAGCAAGGAAUGAAGCAUUUCUACAUGAUAAACAUUAUCCCUGCUGUAUUUGUUUGCACUUUAAAGCUUGCAUAUAAAUGGGUCAUGUAGGUUAAGGUUAUCAUGUAUGUUUCAUUCAACGUGUAACUUGAAUAUUUAAUGUUAUCUAAAUAUUUACUGGAAUCCCACAUCCAUGUUAUCUAAAUAUUUACUGGAAUCUCACAUCCAUUUCAUAGCUUGUUUUGCCAUGUGUAACUUGAAGAUCAACCAGGCAUGGGCCUGUGUGAGAGCCUAGCCUGUCAAUGUCGAGCUAAGCAUAAAGAGACAGUGGUUUCAUUGUAUUGGUAUGAAGUCAUAUUGUGAAAACGUAUAUUCCCUUGCAUACUAUCUUGGGGAAAGAGGAUGAAUGCUAUAGAAUUAAACACCAGAUAUUUACCAACCAUAA